Molecule: messenger RNA, 1365 nt
Organism: Babesia microti strain RI
Lineage: Eukaryota; Apicomplexa; Aconoidasida; Piroplasmida; Babesiidae
Product: Sorting and assembly machinery component 50 homolog A
Exons: 10
Coding region: 1-1365 (454 amino acids)
Cellular component (GO): outer membrane
Source: RefSeq, a predicted model, not a curated record
AUGACAGAUCCCCCAAUAGUAAAUUUGAAUGAAAACAAGCCUUUGGGGGAUAUCUUAGUUGAAUUUAUAGGACUAAAUAGAAUUUCCCAGUCUAACUUUCGGCGUCAUGUAGAACUUAUUAAAUCUUCCACAAAUGUUAUCGAACUGUUACAAAAUAUAAAUCACACAAAUCAAGUCCUUUCACAAUUGGGAAUAUUUCAACCUUUCGAGCGAAAUGGCCAUGAAGCCUAUGCUUUUGCCGAUAUAAAACGGGGUGCCAAUCCAGGUGACGUGAAAGUGGAAAUUAGUGUUAAAGAACAACGACCAAAUUGCAGUUUUGGCGCAAAUGUAGAUUCUAGGAGCAAUGCUGGUUUCGAAGCAAAGGCUACAAUACCUGGAUUCAUGGGAUAUAUUAAUAAUUUGGAAUUAAAUGCCAAUAUUUCAGGGACAAGUAGUAACCAAUUGGAUUGUAUUUUAAACAUUCCUCAACCUUUCGGAUUCAAUAUUUAUGGAUCACUACAGUUGUUCAAGACCAUGCAAGAUAACUCAUAUCAAUCAUCCUUCUUUGCUGAUAUAAAGGGUCUAAAUCUAUCACUAAGAGAUUCAAAAUCAAGACAUUGCUUUAGCUGGGGGACUUCAAUUAGGGACCUAGUACCUCUGUAUAACGAUAAGAGAAGAGCAUCAGAAAGCAUUUUAUCUAGUUGCGGUAGAUCUAUAAAAAAUUCUGUGAAAUACAAAUUUCACAGAGAUGAAAUUGAGACGGAUCAAGUACCGAUAUCCGGAAAUGCAACCAGUUGCUCAUUGGAAUUUGGAAUUGCAGGGGGAGAUUCAAGAUUUGCCAAAUUCGAAGCAGAAGCUCUUUACGCCAAAAAGUUAAAUGAUUUUAUGGUUUUCAAUCUAAUGGCAAGUGUUGGUUAUUUGAAUCAUUUACCCGUAUACCACAAGAAAAGUCAUUUGCUGGAUCGGUUCUAUUUUAGUGGUACAUCAGGCAGCAGUCGUUUAUUUCGCGGGUUUUCUAAAUUAAUUGGUCCUUUUGAUACAGGGUUUAGAAAUGAUGAUGGACAGUGGAAACCCUGUUAUGAUUAUUUGGGCGGCGAUUACUACAGUAACGUCCAAAUAACAAUGUAUUUUUUGAACAAAAAAGUCCCCUUUUUCCAGCCCAUGUUGUGCACUAAUCUUGGCACUCUAUCAUCCCUUAAAGGAUCGGAUUUAUCGAAUAUUUACUCCCAAGCCGCAAACGAUUUAAGAGCUUCAGUUGGUGCCGGAGUAUCCAUGAACGUUGGAACAGGGGUUUGGCUUGAAUGUUGUAUUUCUUAUCCUUUAUUAUCACAACAAAAUGAUGUACCAUCGAAUGUUCAUAUUGGUCUCCGCUUUAAACCAAGCUGA